This is a messenger RNA of Talaromyces atroroseus, 1569 nucleotides long. RefSeq lists its product as hypothetical. The record is from RefSeq and is a predicted model, not a curated record. Lineage: Eukaryota; Fungi; Ascomycota; Eurotiomycetes; Eurotiales; Trichocomaceae. Gene Ontology annotation, molecular function: zinc ion binding. The transcript has 2 exons. The coding region runs from base 1 to 1569 and encodes 522 amino acids.
AUGCCCACAACCCGCUCUCAGGCUCACCGUCGGCAUUUUCGGUCUCCUCCUGCCUCUUCUGAAUCUUCUGCUGCAACGGAACGGAGACAUCCUUCUCAUGCCACUCAGAAACGCAGUGAGGAUGCAAAACGAGGACUACUUAGAGGAAGGGGAAGAAGAAGAAGAAGAAGUUCAAGGAGGGGAGAGCACCAUCACCACCACCACCAGAGCGAAGGUGAGAAUAGCAACAGCGACAACGAAGAAAGUAGCCCAUCGGAUGCCAUAGCACCAGUGAUUCUCGCGGCCAAAUCAAGGAUCCUCUACGACAUUGAAAGCCUAGAGAUGGAAUCCCGAGCCAGAGCACUGGCUGGGCUGAAAGGCCAAUUCGACGUAGUCUACUGCCGAGAAAUCUCCCCUUUCUAUGAAUUUCAACUUAGUGAGCGUCCCCGGAUCCGCAUCCAUGACGGAGGAGCUGAAUGUACGUGCUCGGAAUAUGAGAAUCGACCGGAUAUGGCCUGUCGGCAUAUUUUCUGGCUCGUAGAUCAGGUCUACGACAGCAUUUCGAAAGGUACUGCUCCUCUCUCGCCAGCGGGCUUACCACUAUCCAGGGAUGGAUUCUCUCCAAAGUUACCACAUAUACAUACUCUCCUAAACGACCGUUUGGAAUCCUUGGCAGCACACUUAGAAUGGCCCUUUAUCCCAAUAAACGAAUCCACGACGGCCAGACUUGGCUACGGAGAAGCCAUCGCCGGCGGCUUAUCUCGACAGGAGCAGGUUCGCGAUAUUAUGUCUGCAUUCAACAAAGUCACGCUUCCAGAAGACUUCCGAAAGGAUCUCGUGGAAGCCAGCACGGCAACACCGCGCACACCAGAGCAAUGCGUUGUCCAAGGAGACUUCGAGGCGACGCUAUUCCGGCUCGCCGUCCACGACAACAACGUAUACAGUAGCAUUUGCAAAGCCAUGCCAACCGGGGCCUGUGCAGCCAUUUAUUUCGACAAGGUCCAGCAACAGUCCCGGAAUCUGCUGCUGCAUUUCGACGAAUAUCGGCGGUCGGGACGACUGCCCAGCGGAAGACAGUCGCUGGAGGUGUACGCAGUGGCUAGGGAAUUGCGGCAGCACGUACAAAAAAUCCGGAACAAUCUUGCUCUGCGAGUUCCGUACGGCACGAAAGGGGCCGUCGAGGCCUUGGUCACGCUACUUCAGGAUGUUAGUUCACGCAACAUCGACGCGUUCGAGAAUAGUCCCUGGGGACGAAUUGCGCCGGCGGGCGAGGAUGCUGACGAUCGAAACCUGUAUGAACAGUUGAUUGGACAGGCCAAUAGCAGCAGAAGCAGCAAUCGUGGUGUAGGCGGAGGAGGAGAAGAGGCUUUGUUUAUAUUAGAUGUCCUAGGCGAGGUACCUGCAUCCGUGCUGGGAUCAUACUUGUCCAACCUGUUCGACAUUCUUGCCAAAGUCGAGAUAAACCGCGCACCGUCAUCCUUCGUGCUCAAAUUGAAGACCCUGAUACAGGAUGCGCAGUCGGGUCAAGGCCGAGCAGUCAAGCGACCAGCUACAGCGGAGGCUGGAGGUGGUCCGAAGCGAGCACGAUGA